This is a messenger RNA of Aphanomyces astaci, 1947 nucleotides long. RefSeq lists its product as hypothetical. The record is from RefSeq and is a predicted model, not a curated record. Gene Ontology annotation, molecular function: hydrolase activity, hydrolyzing O-glycosyl compounds; chitin binding. The transcript has a single exon. Gene Ontology annotation, biological process: carbohydrate metabolic process. Lineage: Eukaryota; Oomycota; Saprolegniomycetes; Saprolegniales; Verrucalvaceae. Bases 557 to 1906 code for a protein of 449 amino acids.
CCUCAACAUCAACCCCCCACCCACCCCCUUUGCCUUCCUACAGUACUGACAAUGGCCAAAAUAACACCUCGCCGCAUGCAAGGUGACUGCAUGCAACUUUCAACCGCCGUCCGAAGAAGCGAGUGGCCGUCCAACGCCCAACAACGGCGACGUUAGAUGGGGCUAAAAAUAACUUGUACUACCACCGCACCUGAUCGCCAGGAGGAUGAUCUUGGCAUUGUCAAUUCACCAAUUACAGCGAGAGCGUUGCUUGAGUGUCGACCAUACAUGACCUACCGCCGAGUGUAGAGAAUUUGAACAAGGAGCUAUGGUCGAAUACUACAACUUGUACCCCAGUUUUAAGCUUACAGUUAUAUAGUUCGAUUCCAUAUUGACCAAAACUGCGAGCAUUGGUUUCGCAUUCAUACAGUUGCAAAAUGUUCGAAAUCCACACUAUCUGAGUUCGCUUGAAACAGCAUUGCCAGCAGGAGCGUGACAUGUUGACCACAAGGAAAGACUGGGCAGCAAGCAGCCUCGCCUUCCCGCAUCCGAGAACAGUCAUUUCCAUUUUGCCAUCAUGAAGGCUACGUCUUGCAUCUUGCUAGCCUGCGCGGCUUCGGCCCGUGAAAUUCGCCACGAAGAGUUUGCGAUGGCGUAUCCCACAGCGGCCCAAGGCACCGCUCGGCUCCCCACGCACAACUUGGUGGGUUAUUGGCACAACUUUGAAAACCCAUCUGGGAAGACCUUUCCGUUGAGCCAAAUCAGCAAGGACUGGGAUGUCAUCAACGUCGCGUUCGCCGACAGCUUGGGCAGCGGGGCGCUAGGGCUCAACAUUGACCCGUCCGCGGGGUCGGAAGCCCAAUUCAUCGCCGACAUUGCGGCGCUCAAGGCCAGCGGCAAGAUCGUGGCGCUUUCCCUGGGCGGGGAAAAGGGGUCGGUCACGAUCAAGGACGCAACCGAGAAAGCCAACUUUGUCAACAGUUUGUACGGGCUAAUCACCAAGUACGGGUUUGACGGGAUCGACGUCGACUUGGAGAACGGCGUGUCCAUCGGUGCCCCCAUCGUGCAGAACCUCAUUGACGGCAUCAAGCAACUCAAGCAACGCGUGGGUCCCACGUUUUACUUAAGCAUGGCGCCGGAGCAUCCGUAUGUGCAAGGCGGGUAUGGCCAGUGGGGGGGCCUCUGGGGCUCGUACCUGGCGAUCAUCGACGCACUCCGCGACGACUUGACCCAGAUCCACGUCCAGUUCUACAACAAUAACGGGUUCACGUACCCCGAUGGUCGCUACCUCAGGGAAGGCACCGUCGACGGCCUUGUGGGUGGCAGCUUGAUGCUCCUGGAAGGAUUCACGGCGCAAUGGGGCCAAGGGUUCAAGUUCAACGGCCUUCGCGCCGACCAAGUGUCGAUUGGAGUACCGUCUGGCAAGUCGUCGGCUGGCCAGGGUUUCGUGACCGAAGAUGUGAUCCUCCGCACGCUCACGUGCCUCACCAAGGGCGUCGGCUGCGACACUAUCAAGCCCAAGAAGCUGUACCCUGACUUCCGAGGACUGAUGUCGUGGUCAAUCAACUGGGACCGUUUCGACAACUUCCCCUUCUCCAAGUAUGCUCGCCGGGCGUUGGAUUUGCUCAACGACAAUGUCACGCCUACUUCUGCCCCCCCUGCUACCUCCACCCCUGCCCCUAGUACUCCUGCCCCUACUACGAGUUCUACUACUUCCACCCCAGUGACCACCAAGGCCCCUGCAACCCCAGCCCCCACCACAUUGGCCCCCGCUACAACUAUCCAACCCCCUGCCACAACGACCCCGUCGGGUCCUUGCGGUUCGUGUACUAACUGCUACUACGCCCCCACUCAAGCGUGUUUUGUUGGCUGGACUGCCCAACAAUGCUCCAGUGUGGCUACUUUCCAAUGGUGCGGCGCCGCAUAAGUUAGUUGUACUUGUUGUCCAAUGUAUUUGUUCAAGUAGUA